Seriola dumerili (greater amberjack) is the source of this 3373-nucleotide messenger RNA. It is a transcript of the gene setd3, whose product is annotated as SET domain containing 3. The record is from RefSeq and is a predicted model, not a curated record. Gene Ontology annotation, biological process: peptidyl-lysine trimethylation; peptidyl-lysine dimethylation; positive regulation of transcription by RNA polymerase II. Lineage: Eukaryota; Metazoa; Chordata; Actinopteri; Carangiformes; Carangidae. Bases 48 to 1859 code for a protein of 603 amino acids. The transcript has 13 exons. Gene Ontology annotation, molecular function: histone H3K4 methyltransferase activity; histone H3K36 methyltransferase activity; transcription coactivator activity.
GAGGAACUGCUGCUGUCACUGGAAAGCCCAGUUGUCCAUCCAGCACCAUGGGAAAGAAGAGUCGAGUGAAGACUCAGAAGUCGGGCUCAGGGGCCAGCGCUGUGGUUUCCCCCAAAGAAAUGAUGAACCUCAUCUCUGAACUGCUGCAGAAGUGCAGCAGUACAGCACCCUCUGCUGGUAAAGAGUGGGAAGAGUACAUCCAGAUCAGAGGCUUAGUGGAAAAGAUCCGCAAGAAACAGAAAGGUCUGUCAGUAGUGUUUGAGGGCAGCAGAGAGGACUAUUUCUCAGACCUGAUGUCCUGGGCUCAGGAAAGCGGGGCUUCCUGUGACGGCUUCACUGUGACCGACUUUGGUACGGAGGGCUACGGUCUGCGGGCCACCAGAGACAUCAAGGCAGAGGAACUAUUCCUGUGGAUUCCCAGGAAGAUGCUGAUGACAGUGGAGUCGGCCCAGUACUCUGUGCUGGGUCCUCUGUACAGCCAGGACCGGAUCCUGCAGGCCAUGGGCAACGUGACGCUGGCCCUCCACCUGCUGUGCGAGCGAGCCGACCCUGCUUCAUCCUGGCUGCCGUACAUCCGCAGUCUUCCUCAGGAGUAUGACACGCCGCUGUACUACCAGCAGGACGAGGUACAGCAGCUGCUGGGCACACAGGCAGUGCAGGACGUCCUGAGCCAGUAUAAGAACACUGCACGCCAGUACGCAUACUUCUACAAGCUGGUACAGACUCAUCCUGCCGCCAGCAAACUGGCCCUGAAGGACAGCUUCACAUUUGAUGACUACAGGUGGGCAGUGUCCUCGGUGAUGACCCGUCAGAACCAGAUCCCUACUGAGGACGGCAGCCGGGUCACUCUGGCCCUCAUCCCCCUGUGGGACAUGUGUAACCACACUAAUGUACUGAUCACCACCGGCUACAACCUGGAGGAUGAUCGCUGUGAAUGUGUGGCGCUGCAGGACUACAAGGAGAACGAACAGAUCUACAUCUUCUAUGGCACAAGAUCCAAUGCUGAGUUCGUCAUCCACAACGGUUUCUUCUUCCAGGACAACGCCCACGACAGAGUCAAGAUCAAGCUAGGUGUCAGCAAGAGCGAACGCCUCUAUGCCAUGAAGGCCGAAGUGUUGGCACGAGCCGGCAUCCCAGCGUCCUGUGUCUUUGCUUUGCAUUGUAAUGAACCCCCCAUUUCAGCCCAGCUCUUGGCCUUCCUCAGAGUCUUCUGCAUGACAGAGGAGGAACUGAAGGACUACCUGCUUGGAGAUCGUGCCAUUAAUAAGAUCUUCACCCUGGGCAACAGUGAGUUCCCCGUCAGCUGGGACAAUGAGAUCAAGUUGUGGACUUUCCUGGAGACCCGAGCUGCUCUGUUGCUCAAGACCUACAAGACCACAUCAGAGGAGGACCGUUCCAUGCUGGAGAAACCUGAUCUCUCUGUGCACUCUCGUGUGGCCAUCCAGCUCCGCCUGGCUGAGAAGCAGAUCCUGGAGAAGGCGUCAGCCAGUGGACGGGCCAAACGUCUGCAUUUCCAGAAGAAGCUGGAGGAGGGCGCGUCGUUGCCUCGCUAUGAGGAAAGUGAUAUCGCUUUGCUGGAGAAUACUGACGCAGAUGCAAAGCUUCCCAUUAUCCUGCACAAGCUGGAGGAGGUGGAGGAAGGCCAGGAGAUCCAGGUGGAGGAGCACAGUCACCUUCUGAACGGGGAGAAGGUCGUGUACGGGAUGGAGGCUAAUGGAGAGCCAGUGCAGGUGGAGACCAAGGCGAAGGUCAGCAAAGAUGUUCAAUCAGCUUUGGACUCGAAUGGAAGUUCAACCCAGAAAGGCCAAAGAGACGUGGCCGAGCGAACUGAGGAGAAUCCCAAAGAGAAUGGUGAAUAAAUAUAUUCCAAGUGCAGCCACAGCCCAUGCUAUUUAUUUAUUUUUGUGUCUCUUAAAUGACUCAGAAAUAUAGAAGCAGAAAAAAAAGAAAAUAGAAAGUUGCAGAACUUUUUGAACUGUGUGGUCAUCCAGCGUGGCUUUUAGUUGUCUGCUGCUGAACUUAAAUACUGCAAGUGUGUCCCUCAGCCUUUUGUGCAGAACAGGUUCAUAUUAAUAUUAGCUUUUGUUUCAGUUUGAAAUGUAGGUUUCUCUUCAAAGUGUUUGUGGCCUACAACUUAGGGAGAGCAGGAGUGGGAGGGGUGCAGAACAAGUCCCAGCAGAGAGUUAGAAGUUGAAGAGAAGAAAAACCAAAAUGGAGUUAGGUGAAUGUUAUUUCCAUGAAGCCAAAACCUCUGGAAUCCUGUGAUCAGUUGGUUUAUUGCUGCAGUUGAUUUUAUGUGUGUCCAGUAUGUUUUGAGUUGACAAUCUUAUUGUAUUCUAGUAUUUUGGGUUGUGCUGCUGAGUUAAGACCAUCACGGACCUCUGUUCCCUUUUUUCUGCUUCAAGCUGAAUAACUGAAGGAAACAAAAACUGCUCUCAUAGCCUCUGAGACUAACACUUUGUUUUUGACAGGCCAAAAUGGAAGAUGCUUUUUUGCUUUCUCAGUGACACGUUUGAUCUCUACUGUCAAAUUGCACAUUUUCAGUCAUUACGUAGCUGCAGCCCUUCACAAACAAAAUCAUUUUGUUUCCUUUUGUGUUCUAAAAGUAUCUUUAUGAAUGUAGUGAGUUCAUGUUAGAGGGAGUGUCUGUGGACAUCACUUAAAGGGACUGAUGUGUGGCUCAGCAGCCAAUGCUGUCGCCCCUGACAAAGACAGGGACUUGGUGAGACACAGUGAGGUGUAUUUUUGUUUGACCGCCUUAAAACGAAUUUCAAGAUGACACUUUUUGUAUGAAAAAAAGGAAGCACUGUCAGGAGGUUGUUACUGUCUUUUGGUUGGUGUUAACUGCAGAGGUGGCCUCAGUAACUCUUGACUGUGCAAUGAUUCAAAGACCCACAGUGGAGCUACUUUGUGCUUCAACACAGGAACACAGUUUGUAUGUUUUUGACUAAAUAUUCACAACACAUCACAACACCUGCCUACUGGUUUAUUUCUGAACUUUCCAUCACAUUUCAUCUUCAUCAGAAUAUGUAGUGGUUGGCUCAAGUGUCAUCAUGUGACCCGAGUAUGGAACCUGGUCAGGUGAUAACAAGUGGUAAUAUAUGGGGCUGCCUCCUAAAAGCUGAUCAUUGAAGUAUCAGUGGUUACUCCUCGAGUCGACUCACGUUGUGUCAGUGGAAUCACGGAGACAGAGUGACCGGUUUCAGCUGGUUCUGGUCUUUGUUCAGACAUGCUCAGCUGAAACUUAAUGAAACUAAGGAACCCACUUUUAAACCACACACGUCUUGACUUCCCGACGUAUUUGACAUUAGAUGUUACGGUGGCCGACAAGGGCAAACAUGCUGCCAAGGCCCAAAACACUUCCAUUAGGAGA